This is a messenger RNA of Rattus rattus (black rat), 1903 nucleotides long. It is a transcript of the gene Ntf4, whose product is annotated as neurotrophin 4. Gene Ontology annotation, biological process: nerve growth factor signaling pathway; neuron projection morphogenesis; cell surface receptor protein tyrosine kinase signaling pathway. Gene Ontology annotation, cellular component: extracellular region. The record is from RefSeq and is a predicted model, not a curated record. Gene Ontology annotation, molecular function: nerve growth factor receptor binding; growth factor activity. NCBI's taxonomy places the organism in Eukaryota, Metazoa, Chordata, Mammalia, Rodentia, Muridae. The transcript is spliced from 3 exons. The coding region runs from base 220 to 849 and encodes 209 amino acids.
GCAGCGGGCGUCCGAGCUGCUAGCGAGCCGGAGGAGGAGCCGCAGCGGCGCCAGGGGCAGCGGGGGAGCAGAGAAGGGCGCCCCAGGUGGUUGCCCCCUCCCUCUCCUGAGAUGUCAGGGAGGAGACUACCUGUAUCCUACACAGGGGCCCCACACAGCCUGGGGGCCCCCAGCCCCAGAGUGAGGAGGUGGAGGUGCUGUUGACAGGUGUGCAAAGCCAUGCUCCCUCGCCACUCCUGCUCUCUCCUCCUUUUCCUUCUCCUCCUCCCCAGCGUCCCCAUGGAGCCCCAACCCCCCUCCUCCACCCUGCCCCCUUUUCUGGCUCCUGAGUGGGAUCUCUUGUCUCCCCGAGUGGCCCUGUCAAGGGGCGCCCCUGCCGGGCCCCCUCUCCUCUUCCUGCUGGAGACCGGGGCCUAUGGGGAGCCGGCAGGGGCCCCAUCCAACCGCAGCCGGCGCGGGGUGAGUGAGACGGCACCAGCAAGCCGCCGGGGUGAGCUGGCAGUGUGCGAUGCAGUGAGUGGCUGGGUGACCGACCGGCGGACAGCUGUGGACUUGCGUGGGCGCGAGGUGGAGGUGCUGGGCGAGGUGCCUGCGGCAGGUGGCAGUCCCCUGCGUCAGUACUUCUUCGAGACGCGCUGCAAGGCCGAAAGCGCUGGGGAAGGUGGCCCAGGUGUGGGCGGAGGGGGCUGUCGCGGCGUGGAUCGGAGGCACUGGCUCUCAGAAUGCAAGGCUAAACAGUCCUAUGUGCGGGCGUUGACUGCAGACUCUCAGGGCCGCGUGGGCUGGCGCUGGAUUCGGAUCGACACAGCUUGCGUCUGCACGCUCCUCAGCCGAACAGGCCGUGCCUGACGUCCAGGCUUGGGAACCGCUCAGGUUGAGGAGGAAAAAAAAAAAAAAAGCUGGAUGCUGAAAGGACCACAGGGGUGGCCCGACUGCUCUACCGUGCCUUCUGACUGGGAACUGAAAUAACCACAGAAUCAAAUCUCUCUCAUUUUGAGAGCUCAGUCUGUGUGGAAUGUAUGAUGAAACCAAAUGGGGUUUCAACUGAUGAAUAGGAGUUCUCCCGGAGGAACUUGACAUUAAUAAUAAUAGCCAAUGUUUACUAUCUACUGUGUAUCAGACCUAAUGUGUGACUCUGCUAACUAUUUUAACAUCAGAGGAUCCUGGCUUACCCUGACAAGAGAGACGAGGAAAGACUACGUGAAAAAUCAAUGUAUGAGCUGGGGCUAGGCCUCGAUCAGUAGGCUGUUUCUGGUUGCCUAGCAUGCACACAGUCCUGGACUCUAUCCUGAGCACCGUAUCAUAAACCAUGCACGGUGGUACUCAUUUGCAGUGCCAGUUCUUGGGAGGAAAAGACAGGUGGAUGAGGAGUUUGUGGCCAUCCUCAGCUAUAUAGGGAGUUUGAAGCCAGUCUUGUCUAUAUGAGGGUCUAUCUUAAUAAACUAAAAAGACCUGGGACUGGGUGUUAUGACAUGUACCUGUAGUCCUAAUACUUGAGAGGCUGCAGACUGAAGAGUGCCUGGAAGUCCAGGGCAGCUUGGGUUACAUACUUUUAAACUGACCUGUCUGGGGCAAGGGCAAAUGGGUCAUAUGGGAAAACAAAAGAAGCGACUAGCCCCGAAACAGUGAGGAUGUGACCAGGGAAAGGCAGUGAAUUCUCCAGGAGCCUAGGUUUACUGGGGAAGUCUGACCUGACCAAGGUGUGCAAGCGUUCUGUGGAAUACAUCCAUCCAUCCUGCCCUAAGUAGUGAGCCCAACCCCAUGGGGAGUGCAAGCACAGACGCCUCACAUCUGGAACGGCCCUUUGUCUUUUUGUUCAGCUCUGAUGUGGAGACAGUCUCCUCAUGCAGCUCAGUGGAGGGCAGACCUUGAACUCCCCCCACCCCACCCAAGACAGGGUUCU